CUCUGUAGAGAAGCACCUGGGUGUCCUGGUGGACAACAGGCUGGCCAUUUUCACCUUCUGGAGGUGACCCUGGUGAGCCGUGAAGGAGAGGUAUCCCCCCAAGGAAGAUCUGGGAUGUUACCCAGGCAAGUGGACAACCGUGGAGAAAGGCAUUGAGUAAUGGAGGGAAUGAGCUGUGCUGGAGGUGACGCAUAAUGUCGACAAAAGAGAGCAGAUCGAGGCAGGAUGCUGGGAGGAAAUUCCUUCAAGGAAAUUCUUUCAAGGAAAUUCUUGCCCAGAGAAGCUGUGGAGCUGCCACCCUUGUACUUGGGAGCCAAGGGCCCGCGCCCACAGCCGCCAUGAGGCGGUGACCGUGAUGUCACAGUGGGUGGCAGGGAGCGGCCAUUGUGACGCGUGAGGCUUGGAACAGAGCAAAGGCUGCCGGGCUCAGGCCCAGUCAGUGCGGCCUGGUGAGGCGCAGAGAGAGCAGGGACUCUCGCAGUGCUCGCCGUUGACGCAGAUGAUGUGCGACAGGAAGCGGAAGGCCUCCGGCUCGGAGGAGCCAGGUGAGAGCCACGUAUCCCUGUGCACAGCUCCCACCAACAGGCAGAGCGGUGCUGGGGGUCUGCCUGUGGCUGAGAGCUGAGAGGGGAGGCAGGGGCAGGCAGGGCCUCCACACAGGCAUGGGGCAGGGCCCCACUGCUCCUUGGCAAGGGGGCCCAGCUUGGGCUGUGGCUGCCCUCUGGCACCGUUGGGCCUGCAACGGCCCCUUCCUCUACGCUGCCUCCAGCCAGCACGGCAGGCACAGAGCAGGAGCCUGGGGACAGCCCUCUCGGACAGCUGGCCCUGCAAGGUGCUCACCGCUGCUCACAUUUGCUCUCUCCUCUCCAGUGUGCGUGCUGUGUGGCCGGGACGAUUUUGACCUGGACAUCUACGGACGCACAUUUAACCAAUGUGGGUUCUUGGUCCAUGAGUUCUGCCUGAUGUUUGCCCACAUCGAUUUUGUAGACUACCCCGCACUGGGAGGAAUUGUGGGCCUCCCCUUUUUUACAAUCACACGCAAGGCCAAGCAAGCAAACCAGAAGCAAUGCUGUGUUUGUGGCGAGAGGGGAGCUGCCAUCGCAUGUGCAGAGAGCGGCUGUGAACGAAGCUUCCAUCUGCCCUGCGCCGCAGAUGGGGAGUGCAUCACACAGUUCUUUGGAGAGCACAGGUCCUUCUGCUGGGAGCACCGCCCUCGACAGGCAGCGGGGAUAGCUCCAGCAGAAGACAGCACCUGUGUCAUCUGCCAGGAGAUGGUGGGGGACAGAUUGUCCUACCACACCCUGGUGUGCCCAGCCUGCACACAGGCCUGGUUCCACCGGGUCUGCAUCCAGCGACAGGCCUCGAAUGAAGGCACUAUGCGCUUCCAGUGCCCCGGUUGUCAAGACAAAACUAUCCUCUGUACCGAAAUGUCCACUCUGGGGAUCCAAAUCCCAGCCAGGUUGGUGUCCUUCUGCCAAACCGCGCAGAUGAGAAGGCGUGAGGGCUGGGCCUGCCCAGGGACUGUCUCGGCAGGCCUGGCCCUUUGCUGUCUCAUGAGCACGUUCCUCAGCUUCUCGGGGAAGCUGGAAAUGGAGUUGGGGAGGAUGAGGUGGGGUAACCUCGGAUCUUAUGCUGGGGACACUGGGGGCUCAUCACUUUCCCUCCCUUCUCUUGUAGAAGACCAUCCCGGGAGGACAAUGAUGCAGACGCAUCGCUUCUACAGAGGCUCAUGCAGUGCAAUGCCAUCACGUGCUUUCACCCUGAGGGCAGAGAGCAGACAGAAGAAGAGGGGUGAGUUACCGCAGCAGCUCUGUGGGGCUCCUCGGGGGAUCUCAGCCUCACCACAGGCUGGGGGAGCAAGGACUGAGCAGCAGAGAUGUGCUGGGCACUCCCUGGCUUGGCUCGCUUGAUCCUCACAGCCACAACCCCUUUGCUUCCCCAGGCCCUGGCAGCUGAUCCGGUGCAGCUCCUGUGCUGCAGAGAGCACCCACAGACAAUGCUCCUACUCGAGCAUCAGAGGGAACAUGUGGGACUGCGACAUCUGCGCUGGCCUGGGGACCGGUAAGAGGCAAUCAGCCGCGUGGCACCGGGCUGGGGCCAAGCAAGGCCUGCCAGCAAGUGCACAGGGCAGCUUUGCCAGAGUUUCUCUGCCCCAGCCUGUCCCUACCCAAGGCUACAAGUUCCUUCUGCUGACGUUCCCGCCUUUCCUUACAGCUGCCAGCACCACCUUGCUGCUCUCCCAGUGCAGCACUGCCAGCCAGGAGGGCCUGGGGCCAGCCCACAGCCCCCAGGAACCUGAGGACAGCAGGCCCGGCCCCGCCAGCCAGGCAGCACUGGGGCCACCACACAGUUCCCAGCUGCCUGAGCUCAGCAGCAAGACCAGUGAGCUGGACACUGAACACAAGACAAUCAGCUCACCUUUUCCUGACCUGCAAGAUACAUCAGAGCAGCAUCACACACACCAUGGGAGCGGACAUACACCAGUCCCAAGCGCUGAAAGCAGCUCCCACCCAUCCACCAGGCGGGGCACAUCACCGUCCUCCAGAGAGGCCACAGCGGCUGCACGCCUUAGAAGGCGUCCCAGGCAGCGGGGAACAAGCCGCAUACGAAGCCGCUCCCCGCUGCAACGUCGGGCCCCCAGUUCCCAGAGCCGGACAAGAAGACCUCGAGGCAGCAGGCGAAUACCAGCUGCAGCUGCUCGCAACAGGACCCCCAGCACCACCAGACGGGUGACACGGAGCUCGCUGAGGGCUUCCCUGCGUUCGGACUCUGGGGAAUGGCCCAGGCAGCCAGGGACGGCCCGCACGCGAAGCCAUUCCUCAGUGGCACGUCGAGCCACAAAAGUCCACAGCCGGCCCUGAGGAGGCUACAGGAGCCAGUUCCAACAGUGGCGGCUAUCCCCACUGCCAUGAAGGCACUGCUGGGUUCAACAUCAAAGCCAACAUCCCCCCACCUACACCUCCACUCAGCCCCAGAAAAGAUGGCACGGAAGCAGCCGCGUGCCAGCACCACGUGCUGGCUCUCGUCCCAAGUGGCCAACACAAUAAACCCAGCCACCCCCCCCACAUUUCUUUGUCAGCUGCUUCUUCUUUGCUUGUCCUGUGGUGGGCAGACUUAGGCACUAGGAUCACAGGGUUUUCUCCUCCUCAGCACCUUCCCAGGGGCUGACACAGCAGCAGGCUGUGCAAAGGCUGCUCAGCAGCCGCAGAACUGUGCGCAGAGGAACUUGACGAGGUCCAACAAGGCUAAGUGUGGGGCCCUCCUCCUGGGGAGGAGUAAGGGCACGCUUCUGAAAAGUUAGGAGCUGAUCUGCUGGAGAGGAGCUCUGUGGAGAAGGACCUGGGUUCCCUGGCGGACAAUGGGCGUGAUCGGGAGGCAGCAGUGUGCCCUUGUGGCCAAGAAGGCCAAUGACCACCUGGGCUGCAUUCAAAGGAGCGUGGCCAGCAGGGCAAAAGAAGUUCUCCUCUCCCCCUACUCUGCCCUGGUGAGGCCACACCUGGAGUCCUGUGUCCAGUUCUGGGCUCCUCAGCUCAAGAAAGACAGGGAAGUGCUGGGGAGUCCAGCAAUGGACUCCAAAGACAAUGAGGGGCCUGCCUGGAGGAGCAUCUUCCUCAGGAGGAAAGGCUGAUACACCUACUGCUGUUCAGCCUGGAGCAGUCUGAGAGGGGAUCUUACCAAUGCUUGUCAGUGCUUAAAUGGUGGCUGUCAAGAGGAUGAGGCCAGACUUUAUUCAUUGCUGCCCAGCAACAGCACCAAGGGGCAGAGAGGUUGUGGACUCUCCUUUCCUGGAGAUAUUCAAAAUUUUUAGUGCAGACUGCUACAGCCUCCAACAUGGGGUUGCUGGAGCAUGUCCAGAGGAGGGCCACAAAGAUGUUCGUUGGGAUCACAGGAUUUUCUCCCUGUGGCUUUGGGAAGCCUAGUAUAGUGGUUGGUGACUCUGCACUCAGCAGGGGGCUUGAAACCAGAUGAUGUUUGAGGUCCUUUUCAACCCAGGCCAUUCUGUGAUUCUAUGAUUAUAUGAUACUGAUGUCAGGCUUCAAGGCUGAGCAAUAAAUUAACCACACCUUGACUUUUUCUUUUGCUCUUUGCCUUGAUAAUGCCUUUUGCAGAAAGUUAGUUUAAUUUUCCAUUUUUCCAAGUCACUUCAGCCACUUCCUCAUUUAUUUUUUUCAUGCAGCUUCAGAGCAGAUUUCCAUCUCCCCUAAACCAAGGUAAUGCCUUUCACUCCGAUCUACCAAAUGAUCAAUUGCCAAAAUGCAGGUCAGACAAGAUUGAGUCAUCAAGCAGUACAACUUUUCUAUACACGAAAAUGGCCAAAUUUCUCAGUGGGACAUACAAUAUUCAAAGAGAAAUCACUAUAAUGUUGUGAUGCUUCAUGUCUAGAUAAUACAUACCUGGUAUUUUUAAGGAGAUUUUUACAGUCCUAGCACAGUUGGACUUAAGAUGUAAUCGCUAAGGCACCUGGCUUCACAGUUGGAGGAAUAAUGAAAAGUUAAAGCAGUUCAAAAGUUCCCUGAAAUGUUAUUUUUCCAUGAAUAGAGGAGCCAACAGGAGAAACAACGCUGUGGAGAAGCACCAAGGCUUUUUUGGCCCUGGCAAGAUCCCCUCCUUAGCGCUGCAACUCUUGAGUCAUCUGGCAUCCCAGGGAGGCACGUUAACAUGGCAACAAAACUCUUACAAUUACACGCUGCGUGAUUACUGAAAAAGCCUUUUGAAUCCUUAUUUUAACAACCUACCUAUUAAUGCCACGGUUUAAGGUUAUUCAUUCCUUAACACGAUUUUGCUUCUUUAGAGCAUUUAGCAUACAUGUAUGGAACAAUGCAGUCCUGGGAAGUGUCAUUCCAAGUCUAUUUUGGGUAAAGCAAGUGCUUUAAGUUAUUUACUGAAGACACUGAAAAAGCAGUGUGCCUAAAGCACUGCCAGGAAAUAAGCAAAAAAGCCCUUUAACUGGAAAGAUCACUCUUUUGCAAGUGCUGAAGAUGACAGUCUCCUCGAUCAGUGAGUUAGCAAACACGUCCUGAACAAAAUGUACCUGUGCCAAAUUAGGUUAUGAGAAAUGCAGGUAAGAAAGCCCACUAUGGUAAACACAACUGAUGGAAACUCCAAAACACGCAGCGCUAUCUAGAAAAAUAAAAACAUCUUCCCUUUCCGUUUGAGGAAAUCACCUUCCAAGGUCCUUCCAUGUGAAUUAUGAACUUGAUACGUCCAGAAAUCACUGAAAAUAACACCAACUCUGAAAGCGGCUAAAAUUGCAUCGCCAGUCCAAUAUUUGACUGCAAAUUAUAACAAAUCGGGCAGCGUCUCCCACGGUCAAAGGGCAUGCACAGAUCACAAAGAGCGCGGUGGUCCGCUGCCGUCCUGCUUCUGAGGUUCAGACCUAAUCAUUCAUUUGUACUGAAAUCAAGGCUUCCACGCAUGCGGCUCGGGGUCAUUUAUUUUUUCAUAAAUCACUGCUGGCCAGUAAGAAAAUGAAAAUGAAAUCCUCCUCACACCAGUGACCCCCAUCGCGUUCGGCAAUCCCAGCUGCCCAAUGACAGCCACGUCCAGGCUCCUUGGACAUAGAUGCAAUCAAUAGGGAUGUGAUUAGACAGCAGGCUGACUGCAGAGCGAGUGCGGACAGGUCACCAUUUGAGAUGAUGAAUAGCUCUCUAUCAUCCUACAGUCCCCUACGACGCUAACAUUUACUAUAAUCUUAUUUGGGUUGCGAUUUAUCUUUCUUUGGCCUGAUCAAUAAAGAUGAACACAACAGUUGUAAGGAUCGAUUGCAAUUUUUUAUCAUUUUCAAGCAUGGAGGAGCGUUUCUGACACAAAAACAAUAUUCUGAGUGUACUUGUUCUACUUUUUAAUUGCAGUUCAAGUGAUCAGCUGAGCUGCUAUAUAUGCCAAGAAGUUUAAGCCCACGGUAGACUCAAGCUAUGGAGAAAUCAUUUGUUAUCUUAGUGUGAUAUGUUUCUCGGAUCAGAUCUUCCUUUGAAAGUCAUUCAGUCUCUCUUUCAGAGAGAUAUUCUCAAUAACCGAGAGAGGAAAUAUCAUUUCAGAAGUCCUCUCUAAUCCUCCAGAUAAGAAUGCAGUGAGCAUUCCUCUAAACACAGAAAACAUGGUGGUAUAACACAGCACUGAGAACAUAGGUAAUUUCCUCAGUCUCUGUAUUUAUGUUGUGUAUGUAGUCCAAAUAUGCACGGACUGCUCAACCCCAAGUGCAAGAUAAAAGCCAUGGUCCAAUUCAAAGAUUAGCAGCAGUGGCAGAUUAUCAGAGUAGCUCUGGAUUAAACACAUUAUCUUCAGGGGGUGCCCCAAAGUGUGUGCAGGCAUGGGAGAAGGGAACAGAAAUGCAACAGCACCAUUCUGCAUUGAGCUCUGUGUGCAUGCACAUACAAACCUCAGCUAUGUUUAUUACAUUCCAUUUUUAUAGAUAGAUAACUAAAAAAAUAUCUAUAUAAAUAUGUUAAAAACAUGUAAUAUGUUUAAGGUAACAAACGUGUCUUUCUUAGAUAUGUGGAAUUGUAUAUUUCAAGGAUUAUCUUAAUGGUGCCACUAAAAUGGCAGCAAACAACACAACUGAGUUCCCUGUGUCUUUGAUUUGGGUCCCCUGGGAAUGCACAUUAUAAAACAGUCUUUGCUUACAGAGUUAUGCAGCAUCUUCCUCUCAUUUGCACUCUUCUCCGUUGCUGCAUAAUAAAACCAUGGCUUUCUGCAGACCUUUAUUAUGGUCUCCUUUGUUGAAAGAAGUAUGAAAGUGCAAGAAUUAUGUUAUGAAAGAUGCAAGGAACUUCCAGAAGGGAACAAGAAAUGUCAGGGUUAUGGCAAUUAAUCAUCAGCCCAGAUUAUGUGGAAGAUGCUAUUUCUGCAUCUGUUAUGGAGUUCUUACACAAUGUGGGCGUGUUGCUUGACUCUAAUAUCAAAACAAAGUGGCAAAUGUGGUUCUUGAUGACUAAAUUUCAGCUUGUUCAAAGAAUCUAGUCUAAUCACUGAGGAUUCAGGCUAGCAGAUCUCACACCUUACAGAAUAUGGAGAACAGCUUCAAUUUCGCUAUCACUGCUGACACAAAGGGGGGCUCAGGAAGUAGCUCAACACAGAGAUUUAAGUUUUAAGCGGCUCAAACUGGGGGAAAAUAACCCCCAAACUAAGGAUUCCAAGUCAUCAGUGCCUUACCUCCCUCUUACAAGCACAAAUAGGAUGUGGGAUAAUUUUGGUUUUAGUCACCAGGCGUUUGUUACAUGUAAAAAAAAAAAGCUUUAGCCUUAACUGCCUCACAUAGGAAUUAAGAAAUUUAUUUUCAGUUCUAAUAUAUUGUGGAAAUGGUAACGCAGAAGGGCUUUCUUCAAUUUUGUGAAGUUUGAAUGCUGUGAAAUAAAUAAUGGAUGCCACGCACACCGAGCAAUGUGUAUGUAGAUUGAGUAAGUGGGAUCAUAUGGGGGAUUCACAGCAAUUACAUGAGCAGGUGUGGUUACACAUUAGAGACCUGCAUCAACUGCAGAAGCCCACUGCCUUUUAUGCUGACAUUUUCCAUCUUGCAAGCAGAUAAAUACAAUAUAGGAAACAAUGCUUUCUCUCUCUGCUUAUCCACCUGGAUCUGUAUGGCGAAAGGUUCUUGCUAUGACAGCAAAAAUCUGAGCCAGAGGAGGGAGAACACUGCUUUAAUAAAUGCGUAAAUUGAUACUUCUAUAGGAAUAUCAGUUGUUCUGCUUAACUGGAACAGGAAAAGGUUAGGGACAGAAAAAACCCAAAACAUAAAUGAUGCAAAGUGGGCACAAUUCCAGCUUCUUGGUACAAAAUCCUUAACUUUUAGGUCCAAAAUUAACGGAUCAGCAUUUUUAAAAACACUGUCACUUUGUGUUAUUUGCUGUACCUUUGUGUUAAUUACUGUGCAGCAUGCAAUUACAGGAGUUUUGAUGAAAAGCCUGCAAAAACUCACAGCAGUGACUAAUUUUACAUGCAACUGUAAUCUAAUUAGCCUGAAUAGGACCACUACAUGUUAAGUUACUUAAGUGUUUAUGGCUUGAAGACUAAGCAGAUAACACGGGAUGCAACCGAAUUAAAACAACUGAUAAUCAGCGUUUGUUGUGCACCUCAUUUAAUACCCUUAAUCAGAAAGAAAGGUUGGCAUUUUGGUAAAAGCUGUAGAAAAGCUACCGCCAAACUAUGGGAACUGAGGGAGAUGUAGGCUGGCAUUAUGGAACAGAAGCUAAAGAAAAGAGGUCUGCAAGUUAACUUUAAAUCUAUCCAAUUUCCCCUGAUAAAUACACAGAGCCUUAGCAAGGAUAUGGCACGCUAUAGUUCAGGUGGAACAAAAUAUGCUCUAUGGAAAGAAGUAUUCUCAUCAUGCUUGCCCUCAAAAUAAACUACCCUGAACAAAAGUAGGAGCAGACACCUCUUAAAGAGCAUAUUGUGGAGGAAUAAGAGUAUGAUUAUUUAGCUAGACGGCUCUGAUUUCAGAAGUCUGUGUAAGGAAAUGAAGUCCCAUAGAACUCAAGGAGGUCAGCUGUUUUGUCUGCACGCGGGACCUCAAAGCAGAAGUGCAUCUUUUACUCUUGGCUGAAAAUCUUCAGAUUUCCAGGACGAUAAAGUUCUGAAAGAUCUCGUGUCAUCCGAGCUGAUAAAAGGUUGUCAAAAGAACCAAGAGAACUUGAGAGUCCUCAUUUAAUUUCACCAAAGAUGCAUCACCUAUAUGCACUACUUUAUAACAAACGUGCUGAAGCUGUUUUCACUGCAGACGUACCAUGACUUCUUUUUUGCCACUUAAAUUUUUCUUUUAAGCCUCUUGGCUCUUCAAGCCCUGAACAAAUUCAAUAUGAACAUAACAUUCAUGCAUUCCAUCUAAGGUGGGUAUAUAUAUUUUUUUAAUUUAAUAGUUUCGUAGUUAACAGUUCAUUCGACAAAGGAAAAGUAGUGUGACUUCCACACAAAGGAGACAAAUCUGGCCUUUGCUUCAAGUCAGUGCUGCAAAAGACAAAAAUGAGCACAGCUUGACUUCAGAGCAGCUCAGCACCUGCUCCACCCACCAAAGGAAUGAAGAGCUUGGGCUGUUUGGCACCUUUGAGAAUCAGGGGAGAAUUUUUUAAUUUAAAGACUUCUUUUUCCUUGUCAUCCUCCCCCAUGGAAGGACUCAAAGCAUCGGCAGGCAAAGAUUACCAUGUUCCUUAAAUGGCAAAUUGGAAAGUUUUCUUUGCUUCUUUUUAAUCCAUUGCUGCUGAAGCUGGGCUUUCUUUUAUCCCAUAAUUGAACUUCUGGCCAUUUCAUCUCAGUUCCUUUUAUGAACUCAAGUUGUGGAUAACACGGAGCAUUUUGUUUUAUUCAUUCUGUUGACACAUAGCCUGAGAUCUAUAUGGCCUUAAAUGAAAAGAUUUCCAAAGCCACUGGGAAAAAAUUCUACUUAAACCUACAGAGUUGCUUCACAGAUUUCAACCCAACCUCAAGGCUGCCACAGUCCCCACUCGGUUUUUGUGCCACAAAGUGGGGAUCAGCAGUUGGGCACAGCCACAUCUGCCCAAAGCAAGACAUUACAGCAAAGAAAACCCAUAAAGAACUGUGGUUUGGGUAGCAGGAGGCACUGCUAAGAUGUAUGAUCACUAGAUCAUGCCCCAUUGUUAGGCACAUAAAGUUGACCAUAUGGAUUAUAAAGAAAAAGGCAAGAAAUACUGCUGCAAGAAAUACCCUUACAGCACACGGUCAUGCUUAAUCUCUGAAGCUGCCAAUGAAAGCAACAAAUGUGCAAAAAAAGACAAAGAACUGGGGAAGAGGGAAUGACAAGAAGACAAUAAGACUAUCUAAUGCAGUGCUAAACAGUGUGCAUACAUCUAAGUUCCAAACUAUAUUAACUUACUGCUUUAUAAAUAUAUGGCCAUUUUUAUUGCAUCUUUAUUUGAAUUAAAAACCUCUAUUUGUCUCUGAAUUUAUUUUAAUAAGCCAGGGAAAGCCAAGCAUAUAACAUCAUACAGAUUCCCAAAUAAUACUGCAUCUUCAUUCUGCCUCAAAUGCUAUUAAAGUGAUGCAUGAAUGAAGUAAUUUCUCCUGAAAUCUCAUCAAACCAGGCCUUUGCUCCAAUUUUUAAACAGGUUAUUUUCAUAGAAGUUAUGACUUCCCUCAUUUGGUCCAGCUGCACUACGCAGCCAACUGCUGCAUUUUUCAGCUCCAGAGAUGAAAUAAGAAAGGUCCAACUCCCUGUUUAGGGAAUCUACCACAUCUAAUGCUUUCUGUUCUUGUUGGGCUUUUUAGUGUGCUAUUAUAAACUCAUUUUGAAUGAAUGGGCUGAUCGCAUAUGGUGCUGUUUUGCCUUCAUCAGAAGACAGGAUCUAACUGGAUGGACCAAGAAAGUUCUCUGUAUCUGGUUACAGAGCUGAAAACAUGAGUUAUUCAGCUUUUGGGCAAAUCUAUGCAAACUGAACAUAAGAGAAUGACUACUCUCCAAAGCAAACCCGUUUUCUAACUCUGAGCUCCAGCAUAAAGAUAAUUUCCAGACUUUCGGGACUUCCAAAGAAAUAGCCAAGAGUUCCCUUGAUGGGAGACCACAACCACGGUAUGAGGAUGUUCAGGACUAUUUAGAGACAUUCACAGAAACAAAAAAGACGUGCACAAAUCAGGGGACAUGCCUUCAUCAGAGGACGUGCUCUCAAAGCAGAAAGUAAUGUUAACUGCAAGAAAGGGGAAAAGGAGAUGUGAGGUAGGGAGAGAGAAGACAAAGUGAAAGAGAAGCCCUGUAAUUCAGAAAAGCUCAGGUAAGGAUCUGGGAUUCUGGACUUACACUAUAGAAGACAUUCAUACAACAAGAUCUGUUUUCAACAGUUUGGUGGAGCUUGCCUACGGGUAAGUUCUAUGUUGUCUGAAAUUCAAGUGCAAAUUCCCUCUCGUCUGCCCUUUACCCUCACACCUUUGUAGAACCACUAUGGUCAUCUUCCUCUUAUGACCUGAAAGAAACUGGCUCUGGACCACAGCACUCCACUGACAGAUUGUAUGUGUGAACUAUUAAGAGACUGCAGAAAGGACUUCGAACACCAACACCAUCAAAUAACUGUUUCUACAGAAGGACAAAAAGUCAGAGAGGUACCCAAAAUAGUGCUGAAGAUGCCAGAGACAGUAUUGCAAUCUACCCAAACAAAGGAAAGAAAACACGGCAUCUUGGUAAAUGUUGUGCCAGCAGACAAUUCACUUCCCAACAUGAUUUCUUUUAUUUCAUUACAUGUGUUUGUCAGAGAGUAUCCAAGUGGUGUACAGCAUUUAUCUCAUUUAUCAGCAGAAAAUGGGCAAAAUAGCUUAUUCUUCAACCUUUUCUUUUGAAUUUCCAAUCCUGUUUUUCAGGCACCACUAAUACCUUUAGCUGCAAUUAUUAAUGCCUCUAAAGUUUUUUCCAAGAUAUGCUGCACUUCACGUUUCUGCCCUAGUAGAGCACUGAUCUCUAAUUUGUUAACACUCAGAACUGCCAAAGAAAAUGAAAACCUUUGUGAAAAGGACAAAUCUAUUCAAAAUUCUUACAGCUAUUCAGCCAAGCAUCUAAUCUGCAUGUAAUUGUAGUACAGUCUUUAAUACAAAUGUUCUCAAUCUUAGAGAUGCAUGUGUAAAUGCACAACUAUAUUUACAUCUCCUGCUGAUGACAAGAUGCCUAAUCUAAAUCAUUCCUAUUUACAACUUUUCUUCUUCAUCUCACCCCUUUCACUAUUACACAUUAUAAAUUACAUUCUCCCUAAGGGUAUCCAUUGGAUAUUAUUUUUCCACAACUGAAAGCAGACUUUCCACCCACCUCCACCCCCAAAAUGAAAGAAACACAGAAUGGCUGAAGUGGGAAGGGACCUCUGUGUCCAUCUGGUCCAAUCCUGCUCAAGUAGGACACACAAAGCAGAUUGCCCAGCACUAUGUCCAGACAGGUUUGGAGAUCUCCAAGAAGAAAAACCCAUAACUUGAGGUCCAAUCUACUUCACUGCCCAAAUCAUUAAUGAGGACUGGACCCAGUGGAGUACAUUGCUCAUUACCGACCUCCAGCUGCACUUUGUAUCACUGACCACCACCUCCUGGAUCCAGUCAUUCAGUUUUCAAUCCACAUCGCUGCUCAUAUAGCCCAUAUUUCAACAGCUUCUCUGUGAGGAUUUUAUGGGAGACAGUGUCAAAGUUCUUACUGAAGUCCACGAAAACAAUAUCCACUGCUCCUUCUCCAUCUGUGAGGUUGGCGAUUUCAUUAUAGAAGCUUAUCAGGUUGAUCAAGCAUGACUUCCCCUUGGUGAAUCCAUGACGACUGCUCCUGAUGAUUUUCUCCUUCAUGUGCCUGGAAAUGGUUUCCAGGAUUAUCUGUUGAUCACCUUCCAAGGAAUCAACAUGAGGCUGACAUGCCUGUAGGUUCUUGGGUCCUCCUUCUUUCUCUUCUUCACACUUGUUUUCUUCCAGCCUUUGGGCACUUCUCCCAUUCACCAUGAUGGGCCAAAAGUUGUCAAGUGCGGCCUCACAAUGACAACUGCCAGCUCCCUCAGUACUCAUGGGCGCACUCUGUCAGGACCCAUGGUCUUAGGAAUGACCAGUUUGCUUAAGUACUCCCUGAGCAGAUCCUCUUCCACCAAGGGUACAUCUUCCUGGCUCCAGCACACAGCCUAGUCUCGGGGAUUCCCGAAUGGCAUGUGAGUACUAUCCAAAUUGACAAAUGCUGUCUUCAAGGCAUAUAGGAAUGGCUAUUGUUGCUGUCAGGGAUGAUGCCCAGGCAAUGUAUGAUGAGGAAUCCCUUCUCUCAGCGGUACAGUCUAUGGCACGAGGAAUAGCAUGUUCAUAAAGGAUUUAAAAUUCCCAUUAUUAGUUACCUUUACUGAAUUAAUUCUCAAACACAGCUCCAACUAGCAACUUUUGCAUAGCAAAAGCCACGUUACUGGGAACAACACCAGCUCACAGGCAGAUUAGGAUGACCAUGAGCCUUGCAUGCCUGUCCAUGGGUUACAUGGAGACCUCAGUACUUUAUUUCAGUGUACAGGGUACAAAUCUGUUCUCCUCCUCCUGCUCCCCUCCCCGCAACUAGCCAGAUACAGUUAUUUCAAAUACAGCUAUAUAAAAUUGCAGUCCAGCACUGCAGAUAGUUUUCAUCAUCAGUAUGAACACACAGACCAUCCCAUAUCUAGAGCAGCACAAAGUCAGCUUUGCUUAAAUCUUCUAUUAUAUACAUGCACAGUUGUAGCUCAUCUGCUGCAUGGAUAACUCUUACAAAAUCCAGUGGUGUUACAUGCAGGGGAAGAAAACUUGAGCUUACCCAAGAAGCUGUUAUUGCAGACUUAUUACAGAGACAGCCCUAAGGCCAGUGUAGCCCUCCUAUGGACUACAGCAGCCAUAAUUUUGAGAUUAUGUUGCUCAAUCUCUGUAGUCAGAGGAGUGGUCUGGGAAAAUCAUCCAUUUCCACAUGUUUCAGACUCAUUUCAGUCAGCUUUCAGAGGCAGACACUUAUCUCAUUAAAGAGCCCAAAAGAAUAAGAGAAAAUUUCUUCUGUGAAUUGCGGGUGAAAAUUUGGCUGGAUCAUCAGGCUGCACCUAAGAGGACAGUUACACACAGAGUUUCUCAAGUAUCUAUACCACAACAUUCCCUAAUACCUUACCCAGUGGAGCAGAGAUGGAACACGUGCUCACCAAGUUUGCAAAUGAUGCCAGAAUGGGGGCACAUGCCCUAUUAGGAGAGGCGAAUGGAAUAUGAACUGUUUGGUCUGCAGGACAGCAAGUCUUGGAGGGAUCUGCUGCAGCACAUUGGACCUGUUGGAGCACGUCCAGAAGAGAGUCACAAAAUGAUCCAAAGGAUGGAACAACUCUCCUAAUGAGGACAGGCUGAGAGAGCUGAGCUGAGG
Molecule: messenger RNA, 13798 nt
Organism: Numida meleagris (helmeted guineafowl)
Lineage: Eukaryota; Metazoa; Chordata; Aves; Galliformes; Numididae
Product: PHD finger protein 7-like
Exons: 5
Coding region: 663-1910 (415 amino acids)
Cellular component (GO): nucleus
Source: RefSeq, a predicted model, not a curated record